This is a messenger RNA of Onychostoma macrolepis, 3468 nucleotides long. It is a transcript of the gene tacr2, whose product is annotated as tachykinin receptor 2. NCBI's taxonomy places the organism in Eukaryota, Metazoa, Chordata, Actinopteri, Cypriniformes, Cyprinidae. Gene Ontology annotation, molecular function: substance K receptor activity. The transcript is spliced from 5 exons. Bases 287 to 1417 code for a protein of 376 amino acids. Gene Ontology annotation, biological process: G protein-coupled receptor signaling pathway; positive regulation of flagellated sperm motility. Gene Ontology annotation, cellular component: sperm midpiece; plasma membrane. The record is from RefSeq and is a predicted model, not a curated record.
GCAAAAGUGUUUCAGUCAACGUCAUUGCAUUGGACCCGACACACCUCCAACACUUGGCACACAUUCCUUCAGUUUUUCAGUUCUAUAUCAUCCCUUCAGGCGCAAUAACGCACUUAAGCAAGCGGUCUGGACACGAGGCGCACUGACCACACUCAUUGUUUGUAAAAUGAACUGCUGCAAAUGUCUAAAAUACACAAGUUUACCAUGUCGUAGCGACAGCAGAGCGAGCCACUCACUGGAAUAAGCAUACAGAUUGAUUUAUCACCUGUGACUACGGACAGUUACAAUGGAUACCACUUUGGACCCCCUUUCAACAUCUCUUCUCUACGACGAGGAAGAUGGAAACGAAACCUCCACCAAUCUAUUCGAGCAGCCGGACUGGCAGGUGGCACUAUGGGCGAUUGCAUACUCUUUAAUCGUAAUUGUUUCCAUCAUUGGCAAUGUCACUGUUAUUUGGAUCAUUCUGGCACAUAAACGCAUGAGGACAGUCACCAACUACUUCAUUGUAAACCUCGCCUUUUCUGAUGCAUCUAUGGCAACUUUUAACACCGUCUUUAAUUUCGUAUAUGCUUUGCACAAUGACUGGUAUUUUGGUUUGGGAUACUGUAAAUUUCAAAACUUCUUCCCGAUAACAGCAAUGUUCUCAAGCAUUUAUUCAAUGGCGGCUAUUGCUGUUGACAGAUAUAUGGCUAUAAUCCACCCUCUGAAGCCCAGGCUCUCCUCCACUACUACUAAAGUUCUGAUCGGGGUCAUCUGGACCGUGGCUUUUUCACUGGCCUUUCCUCAGUGUUAUUACGCCAGCACCAAAUUCUACUUCCCUCGGACUGUUUGUAUGGUGGAAUGGCCCGACGAUUAUGGAGGGAAACAUCAGCUCUCAUAUCAGAUUGCUGUGAUUAUCCUGAUCUACUUGCUCCCUCUGCUGGUGAUGUUGGUGACCUACAGCCUGGUUGGACGGAGGCUGUGGGGCAGCGAGAUCCCUGGAGAAGCAUCAAACCACUACCAGAACCAGAUGCAAGCGAAACGCAAGGUUGUGAAGAUGAUGAUAGUGGUGGUGACGACCUUUGCAAUAUGUUGGCUUCCCUACCACAUCUACUUCAUCCUGGGGAGCUUCAACAGAGACAUAUACAAGCAGCACUACAUCCAGCAGGUCUAUUUGUCCAUCUUCUGGCUGGCCAUGAGUUCCACUAUGUACAACCCCAUCAUUUACUGCUGUCUAAACCAAAGAUUCCGCUCAGGCUUUCGCAAAGCAUUCCAGUGGUGCCCCCUCGUCAAGAUUUCUGAGGAGGACAACAUGGAGCUGCAGCACAUGAGAACCUUCCACAUGAGACGCAGUUAUCGCACUGAGACCACCAGCAUGGUGGUCCGUAAUCAUGCAAGCGAACCGGAAGACACCACAUCCAAAUUAAUCAAAGCCUGAAUUCUACAACAUUUCAGUGAUGAGGGUGAUAAACAUCCCUGUUGGCGAUUAUUAAAAUCAAGCACGACCAUACUUACACUUAAUACCUCACAACAGAUUUAGAUUUUCCCUCUUAUUGUUCUCUAUUGUGGAUUCAGCGGGCUUUACAGGUGGAGUUUUCAUCUACUCCUAUGGCAUAAGCACCAAGCCUUAUUUGUUUCUGUGUUGCUGCUUGAAGUACUAGUCCUAGUAUGUGUAUAGAUCAGGUCAUACUGCAUGUUCUGUUCAAAGGUUUGGGGUCAGAAAGUUUUUUUUUUCAAGAAAUGAAUGCAUAUAUUCAGAAAAAUAGCAAUAAAGGCAUUUAUAAAAAUAUUUCAAAUAAUUACUAAUCUUUUGAACUUUCUAUUCAUCAAAUAAUCCUGAAAAAUGUAUGUUUCCACAAAAAUAUUAAGUAGCACAAUUGUUUUCAACAUUGAUAAUAAUAAGAAAUGUUUCCUGAGCACCAAUCCAUGCAUAUUAGAAUGAUUUCUGAAGGAUCAAGUGACUCUGUAGACUGGAGUUAUAGAUGCUAAAAAUUUAGCUUUACAGUUUUUUUAUUGCAUUUUGGAUCAAAUAAAUGCAGCCUGGCUGAGCAUAGGAGGCUUUCAAGAAUAUAAAUAAACAUAUUACUGACCCUAAACCUGAACAACAGUUAACCAUGUUAAUUCAUGCACCACUACUGAGCAAUGAAUGUUUUAAGCAGUAAAUAUUGGUUAAAUGUCAAGUGGCAUCUCUAAAUGUAAAAACAAAACCGCAAAAUCAGCAUUAAAUUGGUCAGAGCAUCUGUACCCAAAGAGUAUGGAUUGCUUGAGAUAUAUUCAGUCCAGUGUAAGCAGUAUGAUGACUGUUGGGUUGAUUUGACAGUGUUGGAAACAGAGAGACAAAAUUAGGUGGGAAAUAUGUGUUGCCUAAUUAUGUAUAGUGGUCGAAGAUAUCAUGUAUAUAAGCUAAAAUAUAAACAAAACCAAACAGUUGUAAUUGUACUGUAAAUAGGCAAGCAAGCUUACAUUUCAGUGGUACUCAAUGUUUACAGCAUGCAUUAUAUUUAAUAUAUAUCUGCAUGUACUUCCAUACGUUUGACUGAUUAAAGAGAAUUAAGUAUGUUUGCCUUAGUUUUAGCCCUGAGAUAUUUAAUUUCAAAGUUAAUGUUUUUUUUUCCCUAAAAUGUUAUAAUUCUAAAUUAUAAAUUUCUAAAAUGUAGCUGAGUAAUAAUUAAGCUGUAUGUUUUCUAUAUACAACUAUUUUGUUUGUUAUGCUGUCACAUAUAAUGGCAGUGGGUAAUGCACAAUUGAUAUUUUUAUUGAUUUUGUUUGUUUUUCUUUUGCAUGAGUGCCUAGGAUCUGUUUAAUUGUAUGAAUGUAUGAAAUCUGAGUAAAAGAUAUCGUACAGUUAAUGCGUUACUAGUGCAUUACAUUACUAGAGUUUGGUCAAAUACAAAAAUGUAAAACAGAACAGAGGGAUUGGGAUGUACCCAAAUAUGACAACCGAACAGGAAUACAAAGAAAAAGAAAAAAGAAAAAAAAGAGUAAGUACACAGUAGCCAUAAAAAAUAAGACAAAUAAUCUGACUACUUCACCUUGAAGCUUCUGAUCAAUCGGGCUCACAUUUGGCUCCAUUAAGAUAAAGUUUAAAUCUUUAUUUAUUUGUGAUUUUUGUGAUAUCAGUGGCCCAUUUAAUGUCUAAGUGUGUAAAUAAAAAUACUGCAAGACAAUUUUAAAAAUCAAUAAUAAAAUAACCAGCAUUUUCACUAUAACAUUAAGAAAUGUGAUUGGAGGAUCAUUUUAAAAUUGAACCAUUUUGUUCAGGCAUGCUUUUUCCGCAUCACCUGACAAAUCAACUGUCAAUACAUUCAUUUGAGAUAGAUAUAAUAGGACUUUCUUUUAUGGCACAAUCACAUAGGAAAAAAAUUUAAUAAAUAAAUACGCUACUGUGUUUGGGCAACCGCGAAGGACACCACAGAACACAAAUUGAGGUGAUCAAAAUAUUUUUAUGGGUUUCUCCUAUAUAGGUUUUUCCAGGAACAUCUAUUUAUA